This is a messenger RNA of Ustilaginoidea virens, 921 nucleotides long. RefSeq lists its product as uncharacterized. NCBI's taxonomy places the organism in Eukaryota, Fungi, Ascomycota, Sordariomycetes, Hypocreales, Clavicipitaceae. The transcript has 4 exons. Bases 1 to 921 code for a protein of 306 amino acids. The record is from RefSeq and is a predicted model, not a curated record.
AUGGCCCGAAUCAUGGCUCACCACAACAAUACCAGCCAAAGCUUAAGCUUUGAUAUUUUAAGCGAAGAAAGUCCUCCCUCCAAUCUGAGGCAUUCCACCGCGACGACUACAUCAUCUUUGAAAGGCGACGAAGUGCUUAGAGAGCUAUCAGAUGGUCAGAUUCAGAGCCGCAUUACAUCGACACGCAGUCCUGUCUCUCCAUUGGGUUGCGCUUCUCCCUCAGCAAAGUCUCCAUCCAAGGUUUCUACAAUUCCUGACAGCGGACAAGCCAAGCCUCAAACGUUUAGGCGCUCAAUUCGCCUUCAGCGUCCGCAAGCUGAUUGCGAAACCUUUGAGCCACUUGUUGCGGUCCCUGAGGAAAGCAGCAGCAUUGUGGAAACUUCAGACCUUGACGCUACUACUCCUGUGACUGCUGCUGCUGUGUUGCCGACUGUAGUCCCUGACGGAGCUGCAGCGGUGUGUCAUGGUACAGGCUCAAGUGAGACUGCUGAUUCGACACCUUCACUUCAAGAUCAAGUAGCGAAACACCUAGCAGCCACUCCGUUGACCCAAGACUCGUUUCCUUCCCCACCAAUGUCCGACUCCAGGGGAGCAGGGAUUCCUACACUCGUGUCUUUGGCCCAGGUGCCACCGCCUCCAUAUCCGGGCACCCCCUUGAAAGUCCCCGAGGUUGUGGAUAUGGUCGAACAGGCCAUUUCGCCAUAUCUUGCCGUUUUGAGCGAACACAGUAGUUGUGCUGUAGAUGACAAACUCGACGACACCAUCUUCGUCAAAGCCGAUGUCAAUCAAGGGGCAUGCCGCAACAGUCCGUGUGAAGUCUUCGCUGAAGGAACGCCCAUUGCUGAGAAGGUCCGCAUCUCUCACAUUCCGGGAAAAGCGGUCGGAUCAACAAUCGUCUUCAUCCGAGAGCCAAGCGGCUGA